CCACCUCAGUGAAGAGAUUCAGCACCCCUAUUUGAUCAGGCAGGCUAAAUGCUGUCAGGGUAGGACCUUAUGAUUGGGAGUUAGACCUGUCAUCUUCAUCCUGGAUGGAGUCCAACUCCAUUUGUUUUCCAAUUGUUGUCAACUCAAAUUCAUCAGAGUAAACAUGAUACAAGUAAAGACUACAUUAAGCAAAAUAGCAAGUAUGGCAUUUCAUCUAAGAGAUCAAAAAAAUGUUAUGGUGCUUUGUAAUGCUGCAAUAAUAAUCCACAAGGUUAGAAGAUUAAGCAUGUGUCCUGAUUAUAUAAUAGCAUGUGUUCUCUGAUGCUCGUGGUACACAUUUAUUAACAUUGAAUUUGGCAUGUGUAUUGAGGUGAAGUACAACACUACUGCAAAAAUAGCUGCUGUGACUAUCUGCAACUACUGUUCUAAGCAGCCCUGUCCUUAUGUUGCUAUGCUAUUUAUGUCCUCUUUAUCGGCAAACUAUAUAUAUAAAGACAGUGCUAAGUAGCUGGUUUUCCUUUGCCAGAAAUCCAAGAGUCCUGAGCACGUUAAGAACUUUGCAAUGAUACAGCUUAUGUUCAUAAAGUGAUCGUUACAUGCCAUCUAUAUCAGAUGGAAUAGAUGGUGAGCUUCAUAGUAAGAUUUCGUUUUGGCGUCUCUGCACAAGUUACCACUAGAUUUGGUUUUUCUGUUGGCACUUUUGUAAAAAGCAUUAAAUGGUAACACUUAGGCAUACAGUAAUUAGAAGAGUGAGAAUAGAUGUCCUACAGGCCAGCAAAAGAGCCCAGUGGGUCUAGUAGUUAAGGCAUUGGCUAGAAACCAGGAGACUGUGAUUUCUAGCCCAGCCCUAGACACAAAGCCAGCUGGAUCGCCUUAGGCCAGUCACUUUCUUUUAUCCCCAGGAAACAGGAAAUUACAAACUACUUCUGAAAUCUGACCAACAAAACUGCUGGGACUAGUUCAGGCAAUUGCCAGGAGUCAAAACUGAUCUGGAGUCUCUUGUACACAAGUCUUCCUAGCAUCUUCUGGUGUCACCCGUUUUCCCUGCAGUUACAAUGAAAUGAACACAAGUGCCAUUUUGACAGCAGAGCUUUGCAAAAGUGCCUAAGCAUUUCCAGGAUGAAGCAAAAAUGUUGCUGACCAAAAGGCUAUAAUAAUGAAUAUUUCAGCAUUCAGUUCUCAGGCUGAGAGCUGAAUCAGGAAAAGAAGAACCUCCAACUCAUCAUUCCUCUUAGAUGUGAUCAGCUAUUCUAAGGGAUUAGAAUGUAUACAGAAUCAUCAGUACUUGAUAUGUGUGAAUAGUUGGGGUCUUGAAACCUGAGUCCUCAGAAGUAUUGAGUUGGGUGCACCUGCUUAGGAGAUAAUGAGUUUGUAGCUUUCACUAAACCUGCAUGUUACAACCACUACCAUCUUCCUUGGCGUUUAAAAAUGGCUAAUGAACAAUGGAGGAAAUGAAUCUAUUUUAAUUAUCAACUUUAAUUGGAAGAAACUUGCAAUAUCUUGCUACCAAAGAAAUUUCAUAUAAACUCAAUACUGAACUGAUCUUGAACUCAUGGCUGCUUCUGCAGUUGCAGAUUCUUUUUUAAGAUUUCCCUGGAAUCAAUUUAUUAUAUCCCAUGGAUAUGUGUCUUUCCCUGGACCAUGACCACAGUUCACUGCAAUGGAGAUCCAGGGAGUGACUGUAAUGCUAGGUGGAAUCAUGAAGAUGGUGGAGAUUACCAUACUAACAAAAUUGUGAACACAGAAGAUGAGCCAGCCAAUCAACACCAACUGACCCCAUUUGAGAAACUUAUUCUAGAUAUGUCCCAGAAUGAAAAAAUAGUAAAAGAAUUAACUCUGGGCAAGAGGGUUGGGUUUUACACCAUCAGAGGUAAAAUUGGAAGUGGGAACUUCUCCCAAGUGAAACUUGGAAUACACACUCUGACAAAAGAAAAAGUAGCUAUCAAGAUCCUGGAUAAAAGUAAAUUAGACCACACAACCCAGAGACUCCUCUCUUCUGAAAUUUCUAGUAUGGAGAAGCUGCAUCAUCCAAACAUUAUCAGGCUGUAUGAAGUCAUGGAGACCUUCUCCAAACUAUACCUGGUCAUGGAGUAUGCUAAUGGAGGAGAGCUUUUUGCUAAAAUCAUAAUAGAUGGGAAGUUAUCGGAAGAAAAGAGCAAGCACAUUUUUGCUCAGAUUGUGUCUGCCAUUAAACAUAUGCAUGAGAACAACAUAAUUCACCGGGACCUGAAAGCUGAAAACAUCUUUUACGCCAGUAACACGUGUGUGAAGGUGGGAGAUUUUGGAUUCAGCACAGUAAGUCAAAAAGAGGAGUUCUUGACCACCUUCUGUGGUUCUCCUCCUUAUGCUGCUCCGGAACUUUUCAGAGAUGAAAAUUACAUUGGAAUUUAUGUGGAUAUCUGGGCCCUAGGAAUCCUUCUGUAUUUCAUGACCACGGGGCUCAUGCCGUUCCAGGCAGACACAGUGGCCAAGCUAAAAAAAUACAUCCUUGGUGGGAUAUACAGCGUGCCACCGUUCCUGUCUGAAUCUUGCCAGAGAUUGAUUUGGGCAAUCCUACAACCAGUUCCAUCAGAACGCUGCUCCAUUGAUAACAUUAUGAACAGUGAAUGGAUGAAUGGUGUGCAAUAUCCCAAACCCUUGGAACCCUUUAAGCUGGAUCCCAAUUUUUUGUCCGAGGACAAUACCCUCCAGAAGGAAGAGACUGAGGUAAAAAUCAUUUUGAACCAUUUGGGAAUCACAAAAGAGCACAUUCAGAAGAACCACGGGAGAGAUUACCGCACCUCACUAACUGGGACUUACAGAAUUGUUCUUCACCGAGUGCAGAAAAAACAGUCCAUGGAAAUUGUCCCUCUCGUCAGCCAACCUGAACCCAAGAAACAAAGGUCAAAGAAAAAUCUGGGUACCUAUCAGGACCACAAGUAUUCAUCAAAACUCUGUUUGAUUUUAUAAAGCACCUUCCUGGAUUAGUCUGACACAAGAUAUAUUUUUUUAGAAUGUUAUCCCACCUUUAUUAUUUUAUAAGUAACUCAAGGCAGCAACCAUGCACAAUACUCCUUCCUCCUUCUCUUCUCCCUACAACAACCCUGUGAGGUGGGUGACUUUUUGAAGUCCUUUUGUUUGGUAGGAGUGAACCCUCACCCUGAGCAUUUUUGUAAUUUUGAAAAAGUAAAAAGGAUUCUGAUGUAUGGUUUCCACUCCCAAAAUUUAAGGCCAAAAGCCGAUGCAUUCUGUGAUUUAAUUCCUUUUGUAGGGUUUUUUUUCCCCCAGACUUCAAAUCUGAGGAGAAGAUGAAACUCUGUUUUUGGAAGAAUACUGCUGCACAGAAUUGUGUUGAAUUGGUUGUGAUAGAUGCAGGCGUCAAUUGGAUAAUGUCCCAAGUAAACACAUUUGCUCUCCUCCCACCACAUUUAUUAACCUAGAACCGUGAUUCUCAACUUUUCAUGUCUUAUCACACUGCCAAAGAAACAAACCAGUCAUUUAAAAAAGUCACUUUUUCUGACAUGUCUGUUUACAAGCAUUCUUUUAUUAAUAUCACUGUUGACCAACUGCUAUAAUUGUAAAAUAAAUUGUUAUUUUUUGUUA
Crotalus tigris (Tiger rattlesnake) is the source of this 3582-nucleotide messenger RNA. RefSeq names its product NIM1 serine/threonine protein kinase (gene NIM1K). Gene Ontology annotation, molecular function: tau-protein kinase activity; ATP binding; protein serine/threonine kinase activity. The record is from RefSeq and is a predicted model, not a curated record. Gene Ontology annotation, cellular component: cytoplasm. Lineage: Eukaryota; Metazoa; Chordata; Lepidosauria; Squamata; Viperidae. The transcript has 4 exons. Gene Ontology annotation, biological process: intracellular signal transduction; microtubule cytoskeleton organization; protein phosphorylation. The coding region runs from base 1642 to 2949 and encodes 435 amino acids.